CAUGUCGCGGAGAAAGGAAAAUGAGGAGACAGAUAAACAGACGCGUAUUGCUAUAGUCAGCGAUGAUAAAUGCAAGCCAAAGCGUUGCCGUCAGGAAUGCAAGAAAUCCUGCCCCGUUGUUCGCAUGGGGAAACUUUGCAUUGAGGUGGCGCCCACGUCAAAAAUUGCUUCACUCUCGGAAGAACUAUGCAUAGGUUGCGGUAUUUGCGUAAAGAAAUGCCCCUUCGAAGCUAUUACAAUCAUCAACGUUCCCAGUAAUCUGGAGAAGCAUACCACCCAUCGAUAUGGAAAAAACUCAUUUAAACUGCAUCGUCUCCCGAUUCCUAGACCUGGUGAAGUGCUUGGACUAGUUGGCCAAAAUGGUAUCGGCAAGUCCACAGCACUGAAAAUCCUCGCCGGCAAACAAAAGCCUAACUUGGGAAGAUACAGUGAUCCACCAGACUGGACCGAAAUUUUGGCAUAUUUCCGGGGUUCAGAGUUGCAGAACUACUUUACCAAAAUAUUGGAAGACAAUUUGAAGGCGCUCGUGAAGCCACAGUACGUUGAUCAGAUACCUAAGGCAGUGCGUGGUGCUGUCGCUGAACUACUCGACAAAAAAGACGAACGCAAGAAUCAGGGUACAAUUUGUAAAAUGCUGGACUUGCUGCAUAUACGUGACCGUGACAUUGCUCAGCUAUCUGGUGGGGAAUUACAACGCUUUGCUAUUGCAAUGGUGUGCAUUCAGGAUGGUGAUAUUUUCAUGUUUGAUGAACCCUCAUCGUAUUUGGAUGUGAAGCAACGUCUAAAUGCUGCUUUAACCAUUCGACAUCUACUGCAUCCCACGAAAUUUAUUAUCGUUGUGGAGCACGAUUUGUCAGUUUUGGAUUAUCUUUCGGAUUUUAUUUGUUGUCUUUACGGUGUGCCAGGUGUUUACGGUGUUGUUACAAUGCCUUUCUCGGUACGUGAAGGCAUAAACAUUUUCCUGGAUGGGUUUGUGCCAACCGAAAACAUGCGUUUCCGGACUGAAUCACUAACCUUCAAGGUCUCUGAAUCAGCAACUGAAGAGGAAAUUAAACGCAUGAAUCACUAUGUGUAUCCCUCCAUGAAAAAGACAUUGGGAAAAUUUGAAUUAACUGUGGAACAAGGUCACUUUAGCGAUUCUGAAAUUAUCGUUCUAUUGGGUGAAAAUGGUACCGGAAAGACAACUUUCAUUCGCAUGUUGGCUGGAAAUUUGCAACCAGAUGAAGAAGUCGACUUGCCAGUUUUAAAUAUAUCUUACAAACCGCAAAAAAUUUCACCCAAAUUUCAAAACUUGGUGCGUCAUCUGUUGCACGACAAAAUUCGUGACGCUUAUGUGCAUCCACAAUUCAUUGCAGACGUUAUGAAGCCCAUGAAAAUCGAGGAAAUAAUGGAUCAAGAGGUGCAGAAUUUAUCUGGUGGUGAAUUGCAACGCGUCGCUCUAGUUCUUUGUCUAGGUAAGCCAGCAGAUGUUUAUCUUAUCGAUGAGCCGUCGGCUUACUUAGAUUCCGAACAACGUUUGGUAGCAGCUAAGGUCAUCAAGAGAUUUAUUCUACAUGCGAAACGUACCGGCUUCGUCGUGGAGCACGAUUUUAUCAUGGCGACUUACCUAGCUGAUCGUGUUAUUGUACUCGAAGGUCAACCCUCUGUAAAAACCACUGCUUUCUCGCCACAAUCAUUAUUAAAUGGCAUGAAUCGAUUCCUGGAACUCUUAGGCAUCACCUUCCGCAGAGAUCCCAACAAUUUCAGACCACGCAUCAACAAAAACAAUUCGGUUAAGGACACUGAACAAAAACGUUGCGGUCAAUUCUUCUUCUUGGAGGAUGAUGCCGGCAAUUAAGGAAGUAUAUUAUGUGAAUUAUAUACAACUGGAACACAAUAUAGCGCAGUUACUCGGAGACAUAAAUGGUUUAGAUAUCUUUUUGUGCAUUCAUAAAUUUUGUAAUCUUUACAAAAGAUCAAGACAAACAAAGCUCAUCCCAACUGCUGUUGGAUAUUUAAGUGCUAAUUUCUAUUUUUGUAUAGAUUUUUUCUGGAUCCUUACUUUUGUCUUGUAAUGUUACUGCUAGUCGUGAAACAUUACAGAUGGUUAUGUUAAAACUAUUUUGUACAAUUUUUCAAUAGUCAAAUUAAAGAAAAUACUGUAAUAAAAAAAAUUAUAUAAAAGCGCGAAUUAAAGGCAGACCGGAUGCGUAAACGAAAUUA
Molecule: messenger RNA, 2202 nt
Organism: Rhagoletis pomonella (apple maggot)
Lineage: Eukaryota; Metazoa; Arthropoda; Insecta; Diptera; Tephritidae
Gene: pix
Product: ATP-binding cassette sub-family E member 1
Exons: 6
Coding region: 2-1837 (611 amino acids)
Biological process (GO): ribosomal subunit export from nucleus; translational termination; translational initiation
Molecular function (GO): ribosomal small subunit binding; ATP hydrolysis activity; ATP binding
Source: RefSeq, a predicted model, not a curated record